This is a messenger RNA of Salarias fasciatus (jewelled blenny), 4524 nucleotides long. RefSeq names its product SEC24 homolog B, COPII coat complex component (gene sec24b). Lineage: Eukaryota; Metazoa; Chordata; Actinopteri; Blenniiformes; Blenniidae. The transcript is spliced from 24 exons. Gene Ontology annotation, molecular function: zinc ion binding; SNARE binding. The record is from RefSeq and is a predicted model, not a curated record. The coding region runs from base 168 to 3782 and encodes 1204 amino acids. Gene Ontology annotation, biological process: endoplasmic reticulum to Golgi vesicle-mediated transport; intracellular protein transport; COPII-coated vesicle cargo loading. Gene Ontology annotation, cellular component: endoplasmic reticulum exit site; COPII vesicle coat.
UUCAGGAGUCCGGAUAAGCUCAUCAUCCCUCCGGCAGGCUCCAUCAGGCAGCCCGGGUCUUCCCCCGACCACCCACCAGCGUGUCCGCCGCUCGUGUGGAGGAGGAAAGCGGGGUCCGGGGCCGCUCAUGUGAAUGUACCGAGGCUGUAGGACGGGAGAACCGAGCCAUGUCCGCGCCGGGCUUCACCAACCUCAACAGCUCGUUCGGCUUCGGCCAGAACUCGACGCCGAACGGCGGAGCGGCGCCCCCGUACCACAACGGUCCAGUGCAGUCCUACCCAUCGAUGUAUCCACCACCCACAGGCUACUAUGGAGGCCCACCACAUCAACAGAGCUACCCCAGCAUCCCCGCUAACGCCGCCCCCGCUCCCAGCAAAGCCCCCCUCACGAACAGUUCCCACAGUACCAACUACUACCAGAACAGCCAGCAGCAGCAGCUCCAUCAGCACCAUGUAGCACCUCUGCCAUACAGCACUCCCCUCAGCUCUGCCGCGUCCUCUCCGCCGUACGCCACACUCCCGUCAUCGGCUCCUCCACCGUCAAACGCUCAGUACAGUCAGCAGCCAUUGCAGCAGCAGCAGCAGUGUCCGCCUUACGCCACUCCUGGAUCUUACUACGGGCAGCAGUCGUACCAUCCUCCCCCCACACAGUACGCUCAGCAGCAGCAGCAGCAGCAGCAGCAGCCCACCUUGGUGCCGGUAACAGCAGCUGGAACCGGGGCGCCCCUCUACCCGAUUGUCUCGUACCCGUCUGCGCCGGGGAGCGGCCAGUACGGAACCCUCAGUUCCUCCCAGAGCGCCUCCACGCAGAUGGGCGCGCCGCUGCAUCAGUACAACGCCGCGCCGCCGCCCUCCACCACGGCGGUGCAGCCCAGGUACGACGCGGGCCCGCCCGGUCCCGGGGCGCCGACUGUGAACGGCCAAGGCGGCACAGCCCAACAACAGUACGACCAAAGCCAAGCGGCUCCUCUGGGCUACGACUCCUACGGCGGGCUCAGUCAAGGCGGCGGUGGCGCCGAGGCAGACCGCCCGCCCUCGGGAACCCCCUCCACUUCAGUGCAUUCCUCACCGAGCCACCACCAAGGCAUGCAGUAUGGAUAUGUUGCUAAUAGUGGAGCUAGCUCUGCCGUUUCCGCCGCCUCAGGCCCCGCAGCCGCCCCCUCGUCAUCCAGCUCGGAUGAGGAUGAUGAGGAUGAUGAUGAGGAUGAGGAAGCAGGCGUGGACAGCUCCUCUUCCACAACUGGCAGUGCCUCUCCGGUGCCCAACAGCUACGAUUCCCUGGAAGGGGGCAGCUUUCCAGAUUCCAUGCCGCCCUCCACCGACACGGCCAGCCAGGCUCCGCCCUACGGUAGCUAUGGUUACCCCAGCAUGCAGCAGGGCUACCUGCAGGGGCCGGCCUCCCACCCGGACCCCUCCCCCUCCCACGACCCGUACGGCCAGCCAGACUACCAGCAGUACUCGCAGCCAUUCCCAAACCUGUCCCAGCUGUCUGCAGCCCUCGGAGGGAUCAGCGGGGUGCCGGAGCUGGAGGUGGAGGCCCUGAGGCCCGUCAACCUGCUGCAGGAGAGGAACCUGCUGCCCCCCCGGCCCCUGGAGGCCCCGGAGCCCAACCUCAGUGCAGACCUGAAGAAAGUCAACUGCAGUCCACAGACAUUCAGGUGUACUCUGACCAGCAUCCCACAGACCCAGGCUUUACUCAACAAGGCCAGACUCCCACUGGGACUCCUCCUGCACCCCUUCAGGGAUCUGCAGCAGUUACCUGUGAUCACAUCCAACACGAUUGUUCGCUGUCGCUCCUGUCGAACCUACAUCAAUCCCUUCGUGUCCUUCCUGGACCAACGCCGGUGGAAGUGCAACCUCUGCUACCGGGUCAACGAUGUGCCUGAUGAGUUCAUGUACAACCCGGUCACCAGAUCGUACGGGGAGCCACACAAGAGGCCAGAGGUCCAAAACUCCACUGUGGAGUUCAUAGCCUCCUCAGACUACAUGCUGCGACCCCCUCAGCCGGCGGCGUACCUGUUUGUGCUGGACGUGUCUCACAACGCCGUGGAGUCAGGAUACCUGAAGUACUUCUGUGAAUCUCUCCUGGAGAACCUGGACAAGUUGCCCGGGGAUACUCGCACCAGGGUGGGCUUCCUCACGUUUGACAACACCAUCCACUUUUACAACCUGCAGGAGGGUUUGUCUCAGCCUCAGAUGCUGGUGGUGUCCGACAUCGACGAUGUCUUCAUUCCUUGUCAUGACAGUCUGAUGGUGAACCUGAAGGAGAGUAAAGAGCUGGUGAAGGACCUGCUGACCUCGCUGCCGGCCAUGUUCAGCCAGAGCCGGGAGACGCACAGCGCGCUGGGCCCGGCCUUACAGGCCGCCUUCAAGCUCAUGUCGCCCACCGGCGGCCGCGUCUCCGUGUUCCAGACCCAGCUGCCGUCGCUGGGAGCCGGAGCGCUGCAGUCCAGAGAAGACCCCAACCAGCGCUCCAGCACCAAGGGAGUGCAGCACCUCGGCCCCGCCACAGACUUCUAUAAGAAACUGGCGCUGGACUGCUCAGGACAGCAGAUCGGAGUGGACCUCUUCCUGCUCAGCUCGCAGUACGCCGACCUGGCCUCUCUCGCGUGCAUCUCCAAGUAUUCAGCGGGAAGCAUCUUCUACUAUCCCUCCUUCCACCACAUCCACAACCCGGCCCAGCUGGAGAAGCUGCAGAGAGACCUGGAGCGCUACCUCACCAGGAAGAUCGGCUUCGAGGCCGUCAUGAGAAUACGAUGCACUAAAGGUUUAUCCAUCCACACCUUCCACGGUAACUUCUUCGUGCGUUCCACCGACCUGCUGUCCCUCGCCAAUGUGAACCCAGACUCUGCCUUCGCCGUCCAGAUGUCCAUCGACGACUCCCUGGCCGACUCGUCUCUGGCCUGCUUCCAGGCCGCUCUGCUGUACACGUCCAGUAAAGGAAAGAGGCGUAUCAGGGUGCACACCAUGUGUCUGCCCGUCGUCAACCAGCUGAGCGACGUGUACGCCGGAGCCGACGUUCAAGCCAUCACUUGUCUUUUGGCCAAUAUGGCCAUCGACAGAUCGAUAUCGUCCAGCCUGUCUGACGCGCGGGACGCCUUGGUGAACGCCGUGGUGGACCUGGUGAGCGCCUACAAGAGCAACGUGUCCAGCCUGCAGCAGUCUGGCCUGGUGGUCCCGGCAGCCAUGCGGCUCUUCCCGCUCUACAUCCUCGCUCUGCUCAAGCAGAAAGCCCUGCGGACGGGCACCAGCACGCGGCUGGACGAGCGGGUCUUCGCCAUGUGCGAGUUCAAGACGCAGCCGCUGCAGCAGCUGAUGCGGAUGGUCCACCCCGACCUGUACCGGCUGGACUCCAUCUCCGACCAGGGGGCGCUGCACCUGAACGACACCGUGGUCCCUCAGCCGCACCUCCUCCACCUGUCUGCCGAGCGGCUGAGCAGAGACGGAGCGUUCCUCAUGGACUGCGGCAACGUCUUCUAUCUGUGGAUCGGCAGAUGCUGCAACGAGAUGUUCAUCCGAGACGUUCUGGGCUGCCCCAACUACGCCUCCAUCCCCCCCAACAUGAGUCACAUUCCGGAGCUGGAGACUCUCCUCUCGGAGAGGGUGCGAGCCUUCCUGGACUGGCUGCAGGACAACCGCUCCUUCAGCUCCACCGUUCACGUCGUCAAAGACGACGCCUCGGCUAAAGGCACCUUGUUCCAGCACCUGGUGGAGGACCGCUCCGAGGCGGCGUCCUCCUACCACGAGUUCCUGCAGCACAUCCAGCAGCAGAUGUCCAAGUAGGCGCUGAGAGAAACGGCAUUUUUGUCCUCAUCCGGUGAGGAGCGAGCAGUGGAAGCUCCGCCCACAGAGCCGGGCGCACGAAGUCCAAUCCCGUCAGGAGAUUUGAGGAGCGGAGACAAAAAAUGAAACAAAGAUUUUAUAUGAAAAUCCAAAUGAAGGAUGAUGAGUUUCGUUGCUCCUUUUAGCGUCCCGUCAGAUCCAUCGCUGCUGAGUCAAGACGGAGAAAUGAGUCGAGCCAAGAAGAAACCAGUCCAUGUUUUAGCUCAGUUUGUUUUUGUGAGCCUGACAUGUAGCUAGUGCUGUUUUCUUUUUUUAAAAUCUUCUGUUUUGUUCCUUUUAAUCUGAUUUAAAGACUUUUUAUGAAAUGCACUGGAGAACAGAAUCAAGAACUGGGCAUGUGCUUGGAAAUCUGCAUAUCUGCUGCUAGUUUGAUGAAGAACGGACUGAACGGACCACAGCCUCCGCCGGGCCGCCGCCACCGGCUCGGCCUUCUCUGCUCCACUGUGUCGACUCCCAGUUUGUCCAAAUCAGACUCAACCAAUUUUUUUUCCCCAUCUUGUCAGCAAAUCUCCUCAUCAUGUUUCCUGUUCAGUUUUGUUUUUUUUUUUUUUUCCGUUUUGUUUUGUUUUUUUUUCCCGGGAUGCUAACUGAAGUUGCGAUCCACUUUGUAACUACUGAAGAGAAUCUUUUAUGUGCGAUAAUUUAUGAACAAGCUUACUAAAUAAAAACAAAAAUCAAAACU